Glycine soja is the source of this 441-nucleotide messenger RNA. RefSeq lists its product as uncharacterized. The record is from RefSeq and is a predicted model, not a curated record. The coding region runs from base 1 to 441 and encodes 146 amino acids. The transcript has a single exon. NCBI's taxonomy places the organism in Eukaryota, Viridiplantae, Streptophyta, Magnoliopsida, Fabales, Fabaceae.
AUGGCCCCAAACCAGCACUUUACUAAUGGUUUUCAAAGCACUACUACGGUAUCUGAUAUAACCUUAAUUGAACGCAACAAAGAAGUGGCCCUAGAAGAAACACAUGAUGACGAGUACUUACCAAUCGUGUCCGAGGUAGAGAAUGCGAAAUGCGAGUGUUGUGGAAUGUGUGAGGAGUGCACCCGCGAGUACAUAAGGCGGGUGCGUGACAUGUUCUCGGGGAGGUUAAUAUGCGGGUUGUGUGCUGAAGCUGUGAGUGUGGAGAUGGAGAAGAAUGGUGGAAAGCGAGAGAAAGCUGUGAAAGAGCACAUGAGCGAUUGUGUGAAGUUCAAUAGGCUUGGUAGGUCAUAUCCUGCUCUGUAUCUUGCUGAAGACGUCAAAGAGAUCUUGAAGAAGACUCAGAAAAAAGGCCAUGUCAAGGCCGGGGCACAGGGACGAUGA